AUGCCUGUGGAAAAGCGUCAAUCCAAAUCUGCGCGCUAUCGUGCUUCCCUGGCCGAAAAUAUUGAGAAGAACGGUUUUGUCGUCAUGCCUUGUACCUGGUGCGCCACUCAGAACCUGACGUGUCGCAUGCUUCCGAAGGUAAAGCGUUGCAGCGCGUGUGUCCAGCGCGGUCGUUCGUGCGAUGGUUCGGGCGUCCCGAUUUCCCAGUUAGACCGUAUUAUGCAAGAACAGCGGCGGAUCGAGCGCGAGGAACGCGACACCGAGGAGUCCCUUGAGGCGACUCAACGAAAACUGGAAGAGGAACAGCGUGCCCUCACUGAGCACCUGUCCCGUCUACGGCGCCUUCGUCAGCAGAAGAAAUUCUUGGUGGAUCGUGGUGCGGAUAUGGUUGCUCGUGGUCUGUCGACCUUGGAUGAUCUGGAGGAGGCUGAGAGGCAGGAGGCUCUUGCUGCGACAGGGGCGCCUUCGUCCGAGGGCGUCCCUAAUUCUUUUGUCGAUCCUUCUUCGGGGUUCGACUGGUCCUUGGGGAACCCACUUGCUGGGGUUGACCCUUCCGCGGGGUUUCCUUUGGAUUGCUUCAACGUCCCAGAGUUCCUCUUCGUCUUCCGCCUCGGCGCCCUUGUCGAGUCGUGCGUUCUUCGGCGCUGGUUCCAGAAGCGAGAUGUGGAAAACGUUGGUCCGUAG
This is a messenger RNA of Chaetomium globosum CBS 148.51, 684 nucleotides long. RefSeq lists its product as uncharacterized. The coding region runs from base 1 to 684 and encodes 227 amino acids. Lineage: Eukaryota; Fungi; Ascomycota; Sordariomycetes; Sordariales; Chaetomiaceae. The record is from RefSeq and is a predicted model, not a curated record. The transcript is spliced from 3 exons.